This is a messenger RNA of Passer domesticus (house sparrow), 953 nucleotides long. RefSeq names its product prefoldin subunit 6 (gene PFDN6). Lineage: Eukaryota; Metazoa; Chordata; Aves; Passeriformes; Passeridae. Gene Ontology annotation, biological process: chaperone-mediated protein complex assembly; protein folding. Gene Ontology annotation, cellular component: cytoplasm; prefoldin complex. The record is from RefSeq and is a predicted model, not a curated record. Gene Ontology annotation, molecular function: protein-folding chaperone binding.
CCGCCGCCAGCACCGCGCCCGCCGCCCGCCGCGACAGCACGUACGCCGUGCCGCUGCAGUAGGGCGGGUACCGCGGCUGCGGGAACAACGACUCGGCCACAAAGUGGCGGCUGCGGGGGGUCGCGGCUGGGCGCCACCCGCCAGUGCACGCGGCCCAGGUAGAGCCGGGCGGGCGCGUCGCGCCACGCCGCCAGGAACGUCGCGACAGCGGGCACGUUGACGAACACGUCGUCGUCGGCCUUGAGCAGGAAGGGCGCGGCGGCGCAGCAGGCGCGGCCCCCAGCGCAGCAGCAGCAGCGUCUUGCGGCUCAGGUUGCCGUAGGUGUCGGCGAAGUCGCCCUGCAGGAUGUCGCCGUGCUGCCGCGCCCUCGGCCAGCAGCUCGCGCUGGCCCCGGGCGUCCCGCGGCGUGCCCAGCACGAAGACGGUGCGGGCGGGGGGGCGCGGCCGGGGGGCCCGGCCAGGAGCCGCCCCAGCCCCCCCAUGGCGGAGCCGCUGCAGAAGAAGCUCCAGGGGGAGCUGGAGAAAUACCAGCAGCUACAGAAAGAGCUGGGCCGGGCGGUGGCGGCGCGGCAGAAACUGGAGACGCAGCUGACGGAGAACAACAUCGUGCAGGAGGAGCUGAACCUGCUGGACGAGUCCAACACCAUUUUCAAGCUCUUGGGCCCCGUUUUGGUCAAGCAGGACCUGGAGGAGGCCAAGGGCACCGUGGGGAAACGGCUCGAGUACAUCAGCGGGGAGAUGAAGCGCUACGAGCAGCAGAUGCAGGAGCUGGAGCGGCGCUCGGAGCAGCAGCGGGAGCUGCUGGGGCGGCUCCAGCAGGAGCUCCAGGCCAAGCCCUGAGCACCCCCAAAUUUUGGGGACCCCCACAAAAAAAUUUGGGGACCCCCCCCCGAAAUCUUGGAUCCCCCCCAUUCCAAAAAUCCCAAUUAAAAUCCAGAAAAACGCCCCAAAA